AUGUCUGCUAUCCCAACCAACGCUAACGUCACCGUUUUAUCCAAGAACGAAAAGAAGGCCCGUGAAAUCAUCUCCAAAUUAGGUUUAAAGAAGGUCAAUGGUAUUGUCAGAGUUGCUUUCAGAAAGAAAAACAACGAAAUCAUUGCCAUUGAAAGACCAGAAGUUUACAAGACUGUUGGUGGUAACUAUGUUGUCUUCGGUGAACCAAAGAAGGAUGAUUUCACUCAAAGAUUAGCUGCUGCUCAACAACAAUUACAACAAACUACUCUUUCUGAUAAUGACACUGUCGACAGAUCUCCAGAAGCUAUUCAAGCUGAUAUGAAAGCUGCUGCUGAAGCUAAUGAAAGUAAAAAAGAUGAAAAGAAGGAGAAUGAUGAAGCUGAAGAAGCUGAAGAAGCUGGUGAUUUAAGCAACGAAGAUAUCGAAUUGGUUAUGCAACAAGCUAAUGUUUCCAGAGGUAAGGCCAUUAAAGCAUUAAAACAACAUGACGCUGAUAUCGUCAAUGCUAUCAUGUCCUUAUCCAAAUAA
Molecule: messenger RNA, 528 nt
Organism: Arxiozyma heterogenica
Lineage: Eukaryota; Fungi; Ascomycota; Saccharomycetes; Saccharomycetales; Saccharomycetaceae
Gene: EGD2
Product: Egd2p
Exons: 1
Coding region: 1-528 (175 amino acids)
Biological process (GO): protein targeting to membrane
Cellular component (GO): cytoplasm; nascent polypeptide-associated complex
Source: RefSeq, a predicted model, not a curated record